This is a messenger RNA of Didymodactylos carnosus, 1083 nucleotides long. The record is from the annotation of a GenBank genome assembly. Lineage: Eukaryota; Metazoa; Rotifera; Eurotatoria; Philodinida; Philodinidae.
AUGACAUCGAGAAUGUGCCAAAUGGAGUUUUGUAAAAGAGAUGCCGCAACACUAUGUUUUCAUUGUACUAACGAAGUAUGCAAAAAACAUUUUAUAGAACAUGCCAAUUUGAUAAUGGUUGAAGUUCAUUCACUCGCUGACCAAGUGAAUAUUCUUGCAGAUGAAACUAGUGCAAAAUCCAUCUCAAAUAUUACUAAACUUCCACUGGAAGAUCUAGAACGCUGGAAAAAUGAAAGUCAUAAGAUGAUCGAUGAAUUUUACACCGAAAAACAACAGGAUAUACAAAAAAUUUAUUUGCAAAUAGAACGCAAAUUUACCGACCAGAAGAUUGAACAAGAACAACUGAUUAAAACACUUAGAGAAAAGAUUGCUGAUCUAGUAGAAGAAGGAGAAGCAACACUCGACCAAAUUAAACGAUUACAAAAUUUAAUGGAAGACAUUAAAAGGAUGUCAACUAAGUUCGACACAAAUAUCAUUGUCGUUAAAACAAAGAAGAACUGGUUAGAUAAGAAUUCUUGUAUAAUACAACACAAUUUAUCAAUGGUAACAACGGCAGAUUCGUGUGAACAACUCUUGACGGACAAUUCGAAUAACUGGGAUGCCACAUGCUUUGAUUUAUCGAAUGGAAUCUCAUAUCCACUCAUGCUAGAAAAGGAGGAAGAAAAGGAUGUAACAUUCGCUGUGUUUGAAGCAGAUCCUCAAAUGCAAUCCAAUCGAACGAUUGAAAGGCUCUGUGAACCUUGGUGCUGUAACCCGGCGUCGGAAAACGAAAUAUUUUCGUCUCCACAACAGCAACAUGCUCAAAAUGGUCUUCAACAAGAACAGCAAUUCUAUCAACAAAAUAAUUUAUAUCCUGCAAAUGAUUUGUAUGGUCUAUGCUCUAACAACGUCAACAGCCUAUCGCAACAGUCUCAACAAUGGCCAUCCUCUCAGAAGUCCAAUGAUCGCUCGAUUACUCAAAAAUUCAAGGAUAUGUUGCAAGAAGAACAACAAAAAAGAAAUAAUGACAACAAACAUAACGAAAACAGAAAUCCAAUUCGAUCCUUAAAAUCAAUAGGUUUAUCUAAGCCGAAGUAUAAGUAA